ACGUCGCCGCGGACCGGACCGGCGGCGAGGCGCGGCCUUCUCCCCCCGACCCGGCGGCCGGCGGCCCGUGCUCCCCAGGAUGCCGGAGGCAAAUGCGGGUGCCCGCGGCGGCGGCGAGCAGCGCAGCAAGAGCUCAGACGUGAUGAGUUUCUUCAGCGAAUAUGGAGAUGCCAGCAGAUACAAGAUCGAAGAGAUCAUUGGCAAAGGGAGCUACGGAGUCGUGUGUUCAGCCAUCGACCGGCAAACCGGAGACAAGGUGGCGAUAAAGAAGAUAUCCAACAUCUUCGAGCAUAUCACCGACGCCGCCCGGAUCCUCCGCGAAAUCAAGCUUCUCCGGCUUCUCAGGCACCCCGACAUCGUCCAGAUCAAGCACAUAAUGCUGCCUCCGUCCAGGAGGGACUUCAAGGACAUAUUCGUUGUCUUUGAGCUCAUGGACACCGACCUCCACCAGGUUAUCAAGGCCAAUGAUGACCUCACAAAGGAGCACUUCCAGUUCUUUCUAUACCAGAUGCUCCGUGCCAUGAAAUAUAUCCAUACCGCUAACGUUUAUCACCGUGAUUUGAAGCCAAAAAAUAUAUUGGCAAACGCUAACUGCAAACUCAAGAUAUGUGAUUUUGGACUAGCAAGAGUUGCAUUCAAUGACACCCCUACAACUGUUUUCUGGACGGACUAUGUUGCGACUAGGUGGUACAGAGCUCCGGAGCUGUGUGGUUCUUUCUUCACCAAGUAUUCACCGGCUAUUGAUACAUGGAGCAUUGGUUGCAUUUUUGCGGAGAUCUUGACAGGAAAGCCUUUGUUCCCUGGUAAAAAUGUGGUUCACCAGUUGGAUUUGAUGACUGAUUUCUUAGGCUCACCAUCGCCUGACAUUAUUUCUCGGAUUCGAAAUGAGAAGGCAAGGAGGUAUCUGAGCACCAUGAGGAAGAAGCUGCCAGUACCUUUUUCAGAAAAGUUCCCCAACGCAGAUCCUGCAGCAGUCAAGCUCUUGCAAAAGCUUCUAGCAUUUGAUCCAAAGGACCGACCGACUGCUGAAGAGGCGUUGGCUGACCCCUAUUUCAAAGGUCUUGCGAAAGUGGAGAGAGAGCCAUCAUGCCAACCGAUUUCGAAAAUGGAGUUUGAGUUUGAACGGAGAAAGUUUACCAAAGAGGAGGUCAAGGAACUUAUAUUCAGGGAGAUAUUGGAGUACCACCCUCAGCUUCUCAAGGAUUACACCAACGGCUCAGAGAAAACCAACUUUCUAUAUCCUAGUGCCGUCGACAACUUCCGGAGGCAAUUUGCUAACUUAGAGGAAGAUGGAGGAAAAGGCGGGGCACCCGAGAGGAAGCAUGUUUCUCUGCCGAGGACUACAACAGUUCACUCUACCCCAAUUCCUACAACAAGUGGUCCGGCAUCCCAAGCUCCUCAAAGGAUCCCAACAGCUAGACCAGGCAGAGUGGUUGCCUCGGCGACACCGAUCGAGAACGCGGCCUUCGCCGAUCGACAAACGGGUCGAAGGAUGUCGAGGGACCCUGCGGCGCCUCCAGCAGCAGCUGCCGCGGGCUACACCCUGAGGCCGGAUUGCCCCGACAGGCAACAGCAGCAGCAGCAGCAGGAACUGGAAAAGGACCGCACGCGCUACAGGCCGGCGCUCCAUUUCAGGGACGCCAGGGUCGCGCCCGAGGCCGAGGCGCGGCCCUCGGCCUACUACAUUCCCCCGUUCAACGGCAUAGCCGCGGUCGCCGGUGGGUACAGCAAGGUCGGCGCGGCCGCAAGGAUGUACUAGGGCGGGCAAUGGGCACCGGAGGACGGUGGCCGGGUCGCCGCUCCAGCGAAGGCAGGGGCUGGGAGGGUGAACUCGUCUCAAACUUAGGAGGUACUAGGAAACAGUGGAACAGGUGGUGCUCUUGUCUUGUGUACAUAUUACCGGCAUUCAAGCAAUUGGUUGGUUGGUUCCGUGGUCUGCUGCUGCUGCUGUUUCCUGGGUUGAUAGAUAGAUAGGUUGAGAGUUGAAACAGUAUGCUCUGCUCUGAGAGGUGAAAUGGCCUCUGUUGAGGAGGGAGGAGGGGGUUGGGGGCUGUAGAGUUUUUCGACUUUUUUGUUUUGUUUUGUUUCCGGAUGGUGUUAAUAGGAUGGAUGAAUAAAUGGAUGAUGGGAGCUCUGAUGGGCUUCUCCGUUGGUCAA
Hordeum vulgare subsp. vulgare (domesticated barley) is the source of this 2157-nucleotide messenger RNA. RefSeq names its product mitogen-activated protein kinase 7-like. Gene Ontology annotation, cellular component: nucleus; cytoplasm. Bases 80 to 1759 code for a protein of 559 amino acids. The transcript is spliced from 10 exons. The record is from RefSeq and is a predicted model, not a curated record. Gene Ontology annotation, biological process: protein phosphorylation; intracellular signal transduction. Lineage: Eukaryota; Viridiplantae; Streptophyta; Magnoliopsida; Poales; Poaceae. Gene Ontology annotation, molecular function: ATP binding; MAP kinase activity.